AUGAGGGAAACCAACCAAGCAGUUCUAAUGGCUCAAAACAUUGACCAGAAGCCGUCAGCGUUGGUAAAAAAGGAGGCUUCCAUCUCUUCCUCGACAAACCCGCAAGACUUAUUUUUUCCGAAUUAUUGGACAUUGAAUCUUGUUAUUCCAAGAGUUGAUGAUCUAAUGGAGUCUAAAGGUGGCAAGAAGUCCAGUAGUAAAUCCUUAUUCUACGAAGCGCCCCUUGGAUAUAGCGUUGAAGACAUUCGACCAAACGGUGGCAUCGAGAAGUUUCAAUCUGCUGAAUACUCCAAUCGUGCCCGUAGACCAUCCUGA
Molecule: messenger RNA, 315 nt
Organism: Fraxinus pennsylvanica
Lineage: Eukaryota; Viridiplantae; Streptophyta; Magnoliopsida; Lamiales; Oleaceae
Source: the annotation of a GenBank genome assembly